UCUGAUUUGGAGAAGCUCCGCCAGUUUUAUUAUAAAUUUUGAAGACCUUCAGCCAGUUAUUUUAUUCGUGUCUUUGCCUUCUAGCCAACAACACAUUAGAUCUGUGAUUGAUCAUAAUACUUGUGCUGUAAACUUCCUCCACACUUUGUUUCGUAUAAAUAUUAGGAAGAUUCGAAAGAGUAAUCAUUAAUAACUACUGCUGAAAGUGGCUCAUACACCGACCACGUCCAUCGUUCAAAAUUGCAUAAAUGUUAAAGAAGGCUUGAAGCUUUCGAAGAACUUUGAAGGAAACAUCUAAAAGAAAAUUUUGGACAAAACAACAAAAGCGUUUAUUUUCACAACAACUUUACUUGCCUCCUACUCCAAAUCCAGAGCUAUGACUCGAUGAGACAGCAAAAAUAUGUCUUCAACCAGGUUUUUGAAGAAACUCCGCGCCUGUUACGGCAUAAGAAGAAGUAUAGCGAAAUUAGCCUGAUUUGUGGAUCAAACAUUCGAGCAGGUCUUUGGUGCGUUUCAAAAAUUUCGAUAGAGUCUGGCACUUCCCAACUAAUUUCGCAUCUUUAUAUCCAUCGGCACAAAUUUUCAAUGAAAUGUCAGCGGGUCAUCCUAAUUAUACGUUUUAGUCUCAUUUGGAUUUUGUGGUUCGGUCUUGAUAUGCAUCGUUAGACUAUACGUUCCUUUUGUGCCAGCGUCUACAGGAUAUGUACUUCUAACAUACCAAUAUACGUAUUUCGAUAACAGUUGUUGGGGUAUACCUGCUACUCCCAGUAUUUGCUGCCUUGCAUCGAUAUCUUACUUCAACAAAAUAGUGGUCACUGCCGCCAUUUGCCCCGUAGCAUGAACGUAUGCAAGGAUGCUGCAUCCACGCAAUGAGGUCUGCAUUCCAAUUUCUACAAUGAUCAUUCAAAAGAACAAUAAUGACAUUCCCGAGUACCUCGACGAACAGUUUUUCAAAGGGGUUCUAACGAACCAAACUGGAUCUGAAGAUGUCAAAUUAUUUAGCCUGGAUUUCUCAAUGGGAAGCAGUCCUGGUGAAAAUUAUUUUAGCUUUAUUUACCGCGUUCAAGUUGUUUAUACCCUAAAAGGAUCGGGAAACAUCGAAACAAACUUCAUUGUGAAAAGUAUUCCCCUGGACGGAGCAAGGGAAGCUUUUGUAGAGUUCGACAUUUUCAACAGUGAGAAAGUAAUGUAUUUCGACAUCUUACCACGAAUUGAGAAUUGUCUAGAUAACAUGAAAAUUGCACCAAAGUGCUACUAUGUCACGAGCAACCCAAUCGCAACCAUGGUCUUAGAAGACAUGAAAGUGCCGGGAUACAGGAUAGCAGAUCGGGUGAAAGGCCUGGACCUUGAUCACAGCAAAAUUAUUUUAACGAAACUAGCGCAGUAUCACGCUGGUGGCAUGUUACUUCUGGAAAAAGAACCUUCGUUGGCCACAUCUGCACAAUUAAAGCGAGGAAUAUUCUCAUCAGUUAGUUUAGGACCAAACAAUAUAGGAAAGCUAUUAUAUAUGAACGCUUCAAGGCUUAUCGGACAUGCAUCAAAAUGGCACGGCUAUGAAAAAAUCAUGGACAAACUGCAAUACUGCUAUAAAAAUGAAACUCUAGUAGAUAAGAUUCUCGAUACAAUCCGACCAUCACAAAAUGAUAUACUAACAAUCUGCCAUGGAGAUUGUUGGGUAAACAACUUCCUGUUUAAAUACAAUGAGGAUUCGCCAAUUGAUGCUGUUUUCGUUGAUUUCCAAGGAAGCAUGCGUGGGAGUAUAGGACUUGACAUUAACUACUUUUUCGCCAGCAGCCUGCAAAUAGAUAUCUUACGUAACAAUAGAGAUCAACUUAUUGAAGAGGCUUACUACCCUGCCUUCCGUGCAGCUCUAGAAAGAGGCUUUUAUAAGAACAUUCCCACAGUUCAAAAUGUCAAAGAUGAAAUUAAAAGGAAAGCCAUGUUUGGAUUUUUUAGCUCAAUCCUGGUCUUACCUACAAUUGCAGUGAAUAAAGAAGUCUCAGCUCAGAAUACUGCUGAAACGUCUAAAGAUGAAGAAAAAGCAAAAAAAAUUGGAGACCUCUCUUGCUCAUCAGAGCGAUUCUUAGAAAGUCAAAAAAUUUUGUUGAAGGAAUACGAUAGUUAUGGAUUGUUUGAUUAAUAGUAUUGUUUGACUAACAGACUUUAUUAACAAGUGUUACAGAUUGACAAAUUUCAUUCAGUAUUUGUACCAUUUGGCUUGAGUCACAUACAAAUUGAUAAAUUGCCAAUAAAUGUUUAAAAAUUGAA
Messenger RNA from Hermetia illucens (black soldier fly), 2268 nucleotides. RefSeq lists its product as uncharacterized. The transcript has 9 exons. Lineage: Eukaryota; Metazoa; Arthropoda; Insecta; Diptera; Stratiomyidae. The coding region runs from base 854 to 2140 and encodes 428 amino acids. The record is from RefSeq and is a predicted model, not a curated record.